AUGGGGCCGGGCCCUUCCCCGCUGCGGCCGCGGUUCAUCACCCCGGGGCGGCUGCGCAGGUCGGCGUUCGUCCGGAAGGGGAGGUCGGCGUCCAUGAGCGCCGGCACGGCCCUCGGCCUUAUAUCGUCCUCCCCCGACCGCCGGAGAGCCAAGUCGAGCGCCACCAGGCCGUACCGCCUGCCGCUCUCGGCGGCGGCGCUGGAGGCGGCGUCCCUGGCGGUGGGGCUGGCCACCGCGCUGGGGUACGCGCCGCCGCCGGUGGCGACGGAGUCCGACCGGGGCAUCACGGUCCGCGCCGUCUACCGGGCCGCCGAGCUGCUGUACAGCAGGCACGCGCUCGGGCUGAGGUGGUCGAAGGGCGCCCUGGUGGUGGCCAAGACGGCGGCGGCGGCGAACGCCGCCGAGAUGAGCACGGCGGCGGCGGCGGCGGCGGUGGCGGUGGCCGCGAGGCGAAGGGGCAAGGGGAAGAGCAAGGGGAAGAGGAAGAAGGGCGGCGGAGCGGCGGCGGCGGUGGCAAACGGGGCUGCUUCCGCCAAAUGGAAGUGGGGGGGCGCGAAUGGGAUGGGGUCGGCGGCACCUAGCCCUCGCGGGAACGACAAGGCUGCUGCUGCCGCCGCCGCCGCGGCAAGGGCAGCGGCGGCAAGCGACAACGCCCCGCAGCCGUCGCUCCGGCGCCUGAACUCGAACGGGGAGCUCGAGGACGUGGAGGCGCCGGGCGAAGCCGCCUCCGACCAGGGGAUGAUGACGAUAGAGAUACCGUUGCCGUCGCCCAGCGAGGGGGAGGAGGAGGAGAUGGAGGCGGCGCUGCUCACGACGGCGCGGGCGUCGAAAGGUAGGCUCGAGAUCAGAGCGGUGGCCUCGCCUCGAGUGAGGCCGUCCGCGGCCCAGGCGGCGCCGAGGAUGGUGCCGCCGUCUCCCCGACCGGUGCCGCCGGGGAAAGCAUGGCCGAAGUUACCGGCGGCGGCGGCGGCGGCGGCGGAAGAGGUUGCUGAUGGCGCGGGGGAUGGACGCUCCUCCAAGGGGGGGGGGGGAGGAGCGGCGGGUAACCAGGGCGAUCCGGCAGAAGAGGACGGCGCGGCGGUGGCGUGGACUUGGGGGGGCGGGGAUGCGGGUGCGAGGGACAAGAAGGUCGGCGGGAAGACGCCGCUACCGUCGGACCUGAGGCAGCUCUCCAGGGUGAUUCACGCGCGGCUCAAUGAGGAGUCGUCAGCGUGCAUGAAGGCUUGGUCGGCGUUCGCGAAGUCGACCUUCGAAUGCGGCCGGCGAGACCUGAUCGCGUUAAGGGAGGAGUGGGUGCGGGACACGACGCGCGCUUGGAGUGGCCAGUGCCUUGAAAUCACGCCGCAAGACGGUGUCGACCUGGUGCGUCUAAACCAGACAUUGCUCGACCCGGACGGCUUCCUGCCUCUCCGGGCUAAGGCGGGGGUCCGUCUCAAGCGUCGCGCUUCGCCAACUCGUGGCGGCGCCGGCGCCGGCGGCCGCAUCCGCUCUCGUCGCCGGAGGGAACGAGAAGAGAAGGCAGCGGCUGGGGCUAGCGGCGGCCGGGGGAACCGGGGGGGUCUCUCGAACGGCAUCGCCCGCCUGAAGGCCAUGUCGACUUCUUCGGGAACGUGGUCCGACGCGAAGGUGUACGGCGCGGCGGCGGCGGCGAUACCCUCCUCGUGGUCUACGUCCGUCACCCCGAAGGGCCAGUCGACCGCCGCCACCACGUCGCCGUGGGGAACGGUGUCGACCUGGGUCAACGGGACGACGCCGCAGCGGGCGGAGCAGCAGGGGUGGCUGUCAAGGAUAGCCUCAGGCGGCGGCGGCGGCGGCGGCGGCGGCGGGAGCGCCGUUAGCUCCCCGACGGGUUCGUCGAGUAGCUUCACCUUCAGCGGGGCGUCGACAGCGGAGCCGUCGCCGGUCCUCCGACCGGGGAUGUUCAUGCACUUCCCCCCGCCGCCGCAGAGCCUGCUCCCGGUGUUCGACCGGGAUCUGCACGGCUUCGACUCUGCCGCCCGCGACCUGGACGACAGGUGGGGGGAGCUGCCCUUCUUGGUGGUGGAGUCCUGGGGGGGGUCGGGGGAGGAGCCGAAGACGGAUCUCCCUCCUCAAGAACCAGCACCGUUAUCCCCGAUGCAAGGCGGCGACGAGUUCCGGCUGUUCCAAGAGAUAGCCUCGAACUCUUUGCACCGCAAGAAGCCGGCGGCGGCGGCGGCGGCGGCGGCGGCUUCCGGAUCAGCGCCGCUGGUCAACGGGAAGGCAUCAACAGCGAGCGGCGGCGGCGGCGGCGGCGGUGCCAACGGUACCAGCAGCGCGAAUGGGGGGAGCGCGAACACGGGCAUGAGCAGCCGCAUCCAGGUGAAGAUGGCGUCGUCGAGCGGCUACGCGCCGAGCGACGAGGACUCCUCGCCGGCCUUGGCCAAGAGCACGGGGAAGCCGACGAGGCACCAGCGAGGGCCAAAGUACUACACGGCCAGGCGCCGGCCGCCGUCGCGGGCGCCGAGUCUCCCCUCCAGCGGCUCCGCCGCUGCCGGCGGCGGCGGCGGCGGCGAUGGCGGAGCCGCGCUCUCCUCUACCGCCGGCUACUCCUCCUCGGACGACGUUUGGAGCGGCGGCGACAGCAACAAGGACGGCCGCCAGCAGGAGGCGAACGGCGGGGACGACAAGAAGAGGACCAGGCGCAACGAGAUCCAGAGGAGGAUGUGGGGGAAGCGGCCCUCCUGGACGGGGGCGCUGAUCGAGCCCACCGCUGCCGCGGCCACCGCCGCCGCUGCCGCCGCCUCCGUGCCCGGGGCGACGGCGAGGGAAGGGGCGGGGGCGUCGGCGGCGCCCCGGACAGAGUCCGGGCUGAACCACCUCAUCGUCCUCGUCCAUGGCUUGGGGGGAAGGCCGGCGGACAUGGCCUUGAUCCGGAGCUACCUGCAGACGCUCAUGCCUGGCGCCGAGUUGAUGGUGGCCUCCUCGCUCCAGGGCGUGCGGAAGGACAACCUCGGCGUGGAGGCGAUGGGAAAGUUGCUCGCGGAAGAGGUUCACAACCACGUCACCAGGUUCUGCCCCUACCUGGAGAACGCCUUCGUGCCCGUUCCCGCCCCUGGCGGGCCCACGCCGAACGCGGGGUCCGUGCCCCUCUCGCCGGUUACCCCUAUCCGUCCCCGACGCCGACGAGCCGACUCCGCCAACCUGGCGUCGACGGCGGUGUGCGCGCCGCCCGGGUCCGCGGCGGCGGCUCGCACGAUCAGCGAGGAGCUCAGGGCCGGGAUGGGCACGCCGACGAGGCCUCCGAAGGGGGGGCGGGGUGGGACCGGCGGCGGCGGCGGCGGCGGCGGUGGUGUUCCUCAGAGCAAGGGGAUGUUGAGUUUCGUCUGCUUUUCCUUGGGAGGGUUGGUGGCUCGGAGCGCGCUGCUGGAGCCGGCGAUGGUCCCUUACCUCACGAGCAUGCAGUGCUUCGUUACGCUCGCGUGUCCGCACUUGGGGCAAACGUCGACGCCCCUCUCCUUCUUCAAGACCGGGGCUUGGGCAGUGCGAAAGCUGACGGGGCUCCAAGUGUUGCACGAGCUGGACCUCGACGAUGCUGACGACCCUCGGGAGACAGCCCUAUAUCGACUCAGCCUGUCCCCGGGCCUGGAAAGGUUCAGGACGAUCGUGUUUGCCGCAAACCCGAGGGACGGUUUCGUGCCGCUCCACUCGGCCUCCGUCCGCACGCCCCCCGAAGGCGACGCCGGGGGCAGCAGCGCCGGACACACCUCGGCCGUCUCGGCGGAGAUGGCGGAGAUGCUCAUGUCCAAGUCGCAAGGCGCGCUGGACACGGUGAUCGGGCGGGCGGGGCACAUGUGCUUCAUCGAGUCCUCGCAGGUGGCGUGGCUCGUGUCGCUGGCGCUGCUGCCUUUCCUGGAGGAGAGCGCCGAUCGUUCGGCGGCGAGGUAG
Molecule: messenger RNA, 3906 nt
Organism: Ectocarpus siliculosus
Lineage: Eukaryota; Phaeophyceae; Ectocarpales; Ectocarpaceae
Source: the annotation of a GenBank genome assembly